Messenger RNA from Medicago truncatula (barrel medic), 1408 nucleotides. Its product is annotated as GDSL esterase/lipase At5g33370. NCBI's taxonomy places the organism in Eukaryota, Viridiplantae, Streptophyta, Magnoliopsida, Fabales, Fabaceae. The transcript has 5 exons. The coding region runs from base 65 to 1168 and encodes 367 amino acids. The record is from RefSeq and is a predicted model, not a curated record. Gene Ontology annotation, molecular function: hydrolase activity, acting on ester bonds.
CAAACAUUAGAUAUAUAACCACAACAUAGCAUAAAAAGUUUCAUUCACUUAUUCAUACUUAGCCAUGGCUAGUUCUUUAAUGUUAUGUUGCAGUUACAUACUAAUGAUAAAUUUGUUUGUGGGUUUUGAUUUAGCUUAUGCUCAACCAAAAAGAGCUUUUUUUGUUUUUGGUGAUUCAGUAGCAGACAAUGGCAAUAAUAAUUUCUUAACAACCACAGCUCGUGCAGAUGCUCCACCAUAUGGCAUUGACUUCCCUACACACGAACCCACUGGACGUUUUUCUAAUGGCCUAAAUAUUCCUGACCUAACUAGUGAGAGACUUGGUUUAGAACCAUCUCUUCCUUAUUUGAGUCCCUUAUUAGUUGGUGAAAAACUUUUAGUUGGUGCCAAUUUUGCAUCAGCAGGUGUUGGAAUUCUCAAUGAUACCGGAUUUCAAUUUCUACAAAUCAUCCACAUUGGCAAGCAAUUGGAUCUAUUCAAUCAAUACCAGCAAAAAUUAAGUGCACAAAUUGGUGCAGAGGGAGCUAAACAACUAGUCAACAAAGCAAUUGUACUCAUCAUGCUUGGAGGCAACGAUUUUGUCAAUAAUUAUUAUUUGGUCCCAUUUUCAGCUAGAUCUCGCCAAUUUUCUCUUCCAAACUAUGUCACCUAUCUCAUAUCUGAGUACAAAAAAAUUCUGCAGAGACUUUAUGAUUUGGGAGCUCGUAGGGUUCUUGUUACGGGCACAGGACCAAUGGGGUGUGCACCUGCUGAGUUAGCCUUGAAAAGUAGAAAUGGUGAUUGUGAUGCGGAACUCAUGAGAGCUGCGUCCUUAUAUAAUCCACAACUUGUUCAAAUGAUCACACAACUCAACAGAGAGAUUGGUGAUGAUGUCUUCAUUGCUGUUAAUGCACAUAAAAUGCACAUGGAUUUUAUUACCAACCCUAAAGCUUUUGGAUUUGUUACAGCAAAGGAUGCUUGUUGUGGUCAAGGGCGAUUCAACGGGAUUGGACUGUGUACACCUAUUUCAAAAUUGUGCCCAAAUCGAAACCUUUAUGCAUUUUGGGAUGCAUUUCAUCCAUCUGAAAAAGCUAGCAGAAUCAUAGUCCAACAGAUGUUCAUUGGAUCCAACCUGUAUAUGAACCCUAUGAAUCUUAGCACUGUUCUCGCCAUGGAUUCCAUGGUUUGAUUCUAGAUAUCUCUAGCUGGGAUUAAUUAAGUUACAAUAUGUGUAUGUGUUACCAUUUAUUUAGUCCCUAGCUAGAGUGAUUUGUGGUACAAAAUAUGCUAGCUUGUUUAUCCUAAAUUUCUAUUGCCAGUAAUCAGAUGUUUUAUUCUUUGGUGUGAGCUAGCUUUAUAUGCAGCUCUUAAAUGUAUUGCGAAUUUUCAAAUUAUGGGCAAAUGAGUUUACUAUUGUUCAUAAUAAAAA